AUGGUUGGGGGUGUUCAAAUAGUAUAUUUGGCUGAGAGUUGCAGGAAAAAACGUCUUAUCCUUCAUGAGCUUGGCCAUGUUAUUGGAUACAGUCAUGAACAGAGUCGACCGGACAGAGAUGACUAUGUUGAAAUUAUGACCGCAAAUAUUAAAGAGCAGCGUUUGUCUAAUUUUAGAAAAUUGCUUCCAGAAACUUUUGCGAAUUACACCCCUUACGACUACACAAGUAUCAUGCACUACGGUAAGACAUACUUCAGUGCGAAUAAUCAAACCACAAUGCGAACAAAGAACCCGGCUUAUCAAGACAUUAUUGGAACGGUUAAAAAUGUGAGUUUUUACGACAUCAAAGAUGUGAACAUAAUGUACAACUGCGCUGGCCAUUGUCAAAAUAAGCCUAUCUGUCCAGGGGAGGCGUUCGUAGGGAAAGACUGCAAGUGUUGGUGUCCAGGGAAGGGAGAUAAUCCCUUCGUUUAUUGUUCAAGUGACCCAGUAACACCAGCGACUACAAAUUCGCCGAGUGUUGCAAGACACACAUUCUUAUUCCAUGUCAACAACAUUACGGAAGGAUUUUCGUCAACUCACUGGUGUCCAUUCAUUAUUCAAUCUAGAUUUCUGUCAAGUACGACGACAUCAACGUUGACAAUGAACAACAAGAACAACACUAUUUAA
Molecule: messenger RNA, 669 nt
Organism: Physella acuta
Lineage: Eukaryota; Metazoa; Mollusca; Gastropoda; Physidae
Product: zinc metalloproteinase nas-34-like
Biological process (GO): proteolysis
Molecular function (GO): metalloendopeptidase activity
Source: RefSeq, a predicted model, not a curated record